Salvelinus namaycush (lake trout) is the source of this 5721-nucleotide messenger RNA. RefSeq names its product latent-transforming growth factor beta-binding protein 2-like. The coding region runs from base 1 to 4734 and encodes 1577 amino acids. Gene Ontology annotation, molecular function: calcium ion binding. The record is from RefSeq and is a predicted model, not a curated record. Lineage: Eukaryota; Metazoa; Chordata; Actinopteri; Salmoniformes; Salmonidae. The transcript is spliced from 32 exons.
AUGUCAGUCUUCUGUCAGAUCCCCUGUCUGAACGGCGGGCGCUGCAUUGGCAGGGACCAGUGCUGGUGCCCAACAAACUCCACGGGGAAGUUCUGCCACCUCCCAGCCCCCCCUCCUGCCCGACCCACCCCCAGCAGGAAGGACGGCAGCCUGGCCGGACGCAACUCGUCCUCCCACUCCAUGUACACCCUGCCGCUGUCCAAUCAACAAGCCUCUCUACACCCGUCCAUGGUGAAUGUCCACAUCCAGCACCCCCACGAGGCUGAGGUGCAGAUCCACCAGGUAGCCCGGGUCAAGCCUGGCCAGAGACCCCCCGCGGCUGAGGGGGCUCACUCUGUACAGCAGCGCUCCCAACCUGGCAAUGGCAUCGGCAAUGGGCAUGGGCACACCAGACCACACAACCGGCAGAACGGAUACGUGGGGAGGUGCUUCCAAGAGACCGUUGAUGGACAGUGUGGGAAGCCUCUUCCGGGCCUGACCAAACAGGAUGACUGCUGUGGAAGUGUGGGUGCCUCAUGGGGCCUGAACAAGUGCACAGAGUGUCCAACCAAACCAGCGUAUGCAGUGAUUGCGAACGGGCAAGUGGAAUGCCCCAAGGGUUACAAAAGGAUGAACAUGACUCAUUGUCAAGACAUCAACGAGUGUUUGAUGAACGGGAUCUGUAAGAACGCUGAGUGUCUGAAUACCAGAGGAAGCUACAGAUGCACCUGUAAACCAGGCUACAUGCUGGACCCUGCCAGGAGCCACUGUGUCUCGGACAAGGCUGUGUCGGACCAGAGGGGGAUGUGUUACCGCUCAGCGUCAGUGGGGACCUGCUCUCUGCCUCUCGCUCAGCACAUUACCAAACAGAUCUGCUGCUGCAGCCGUGUGGGCAAGGCCUGGGGCACGGCCUGCGAGAGGUGCCCUCUGCCAGACACAGACCAUUUCAAGGAGAUCUGUCCCGCUGGCCACGGCUACACAUACUCGCGCUCCGACGUGCAGAUCUCCCUGAGACAGCUGGAGGAAGAGGAGCUGAGGAGGACUGGCGUUUCCUGGGAGGCCCAAAACCCUAGCCACCCCCAACUGCCCCAGCAGCCAGCUCAGCCCCCACAGCAGCUGCCCCACGUCCCACAGACCCCACAGAUCCCACAGUACCCCUACCACCGCCAACCACAUCAACCACAGCAUCCACAACACCCCCACCAACCACAACACCCACAGGAGAUACCCCACCACCCCCAGACCCCACAGUACCCUCAUCAAUCCCACAAACCCCACCAUCCACAGCACCCCCAAGAGCUCCCCCAGACGCCCCAGAUCCCCCAGUACCCUCACACCCCCCAACAACCACAACACCCUCUCCAUCCAGACCCAGACACCCAGCAUCCAGCUGGGGAGACCCCCAGCCAGCCUCAAGUAGAUGUGGUAGAGAAAGUGACUCCUGACUCUCCCAUCAACCUGGGGCCUGAAUCUGAGGGCAAGGACACAGCCUCCAUCAAUGUGGCCACUCAGGUCACAGAUAUUGACAAGUGCUCCAUCACUCCAACCAUAUGUGGCCAUGGGCUGUGCGUGCCAGUGCAGACAGGCUACACCUGCUACUGUGACCCCGGCUACAAGCUGAGUGCACUCCAGACCAACUGCAUCGAUGUAAAUGAGUGUGAGGGGGACCCUUGUGGAGGGAAGGGCCGAUGUGUGAACACCUUUGGCUCCUACACCUGCCAAUGCUACAGCGGCUACAGCCAGGUCAUCACCCAGAACAGGAAGUUCUGCCAGGAUAUAAAUGAGUGUGACAUGGCCAACAAGUGCCAGGAUGGUGACUGUGUCAACACGGAGGGAUCUUACACCUGUGAAUGCAAGAGUGGCUACGCCAAGUCCAGGAAAGGGCAGUGUGAAGACGUAGAUGAGUGCCAGGGCCCCAGCUCGUGCCCCAGUGGAAGGUGUGUCAACACCCCAGGCUCCUUCCAGUGCCAGGCCUGUGGCCCCGGGUUCAGGGCUGCCAGCGGGAGAUGUCUGGAUGUGGAUGAGUGUCUGCUCCCUGGAGCCUGCCUCCAUGGCAGGUGUGUCAAUCUGGAUGGCUCCCACAGGUGCAGCUGUAACCCUGGUUACCAAAGCGCUCCUGACGGCAGGGCCUGUGAAGAUGUGGAUGAGUGCUCCAAGGCAGACAUGUGUCUGGGAGGGGUGUGUGCCAACACAGAGGGCUCCUUCACCUGCACCCGCUGUAAAGACGGAUACAGGGUGUCCCAGGACAGGCAGAGGUGUGAGGAUAUUGAUGAGUGCCAGUCUGGGUCUGUGUGUGCUAACGGGAUCUGUCUGAACUCUGAGGGCUCCUUCUCCUGCAUCACCUGUCCCUCAGGCUACAGCGUCUCCCUAGACGGAGAGCUGUGUGAAGAUAUUGAUGAGUGUGAGCUGCCCACUACGUGCCCCAGGGGAACAUGCACCAACACUGAGGGUUCCUUCACCUGCACCACCUGUGGGUCAGGCUAUAGAGUGACUGAGGAUGGGCUGGAGUGUGAUGAUGUGGAUGAGUGCUUGGUGGCUAACGUGUGCCCAGGCCAGCUGUGUAGGAACAGUCCUGGAUCCUUCUCCUGCAGCAGCUGUGGGACUGGCUUUACCCUGUCUGAGGACGGCUCCCACUGCCAGGGAGUUUGUCCCAUGGGCGUUUGCAGCAACACAGAGGGCUCCUACUCCUGUAUGACCUGUGACCUUGGCUUCACGCUGGCGCCCAAUGGGCUCACCUGUGAAGACAUCAACGAGUGUGAGGACCACGGUCUGUGUCUGGCAGGACAGUGUACCAACAACCCUGGUUCAUACAGCUGCUCCUGUCCCCCGGGCCUGGAGAUGGUGGACGGGACAUCUUGCAGAGAUGUGGAUGAGUGUCAGUCUGGGGGGAUCUGUGGAGAUGGGGACUGUCUAAACACAGAGGGUUCCUACCUCUGCAUCUGCCCUGAUGGAUACACCACAGGCACCACAGAUGGAAUUGGCUGCCAAGAUGUUGAUGAGUGCAGCAAGGAUGGCGUGUGCUCCCAUGGUCAGUGUCUAAACAUGGAUGGCUCCUACAUCUGCCUUUGUGAGACUGGCUUCAAGUACUCUGCAGACACAGCCGACUGUGAGGAUAUUGAUGAGUGUGUGAAUGAGACCAUCUGUGGGGACCAUGGCUUCUGUGAGAACACAGACGGCUCCUACCGUUGUCAGUGUGACCAGGGCUACAGCAACCCCCCUGGUGAUGCCGGGGCCCAUAGCUGUGUGGACGUGAACGAGUGUGAGAUGAGCACGGCGCUGUGUGGAGAGGCCCUGUGUGAGAACGUGGACGGCAGCUUCCUGUGCAUCUGCCCCAGCGACAAUGAGGAAUUUGAUCCCAUCACCAGCCAGUGCCGCCCGCAGGGUGAAGAUGCUCCUCCUAAGCCAGCCUUGCCCACUGAGGAACAGAGGAAGGAGUGUUACUACAACCUGAACGAUGCUAACUUCUGUGACAAUGUGCUGUCUCGCAACACCACCAAGCAGGAGUGCUGCUGCACAGUGGGGGCCGGCUGGGGGGACGACUGUGAGAUCCACCCCUGCCCAGUCCCAGGGAGAGAGGAGUAUGACCAGUUGUGUCCACAUGGAAGUGGUCUUCUGCCCCAAGCUGUUUUCUCCCACAGCCUGGAACAGCAGAGUUUCAAAGAUGUGGACGAGUGUAAGAUGUUUGGGCCAGAUAUCUGUAAGAAUGGCCGUUGCUCUAACAACUUCUCCUCGUACUCCUGCUUCUGCCGUACAGGCUUCUACUACGACAACAUCCGGCUGGAGUGUGUGGAUUAUGACGAGUGCCUGACAGAGAAGGCGUGUGUGGAUGGGGUGUGUGUGAACACUGCCGGCUCUUUCGACUGUUUCUGCAGUCCCCCUCUGGUUCUGGACAGCACCCGCCGUCGCUGCGUCAGCGUCAACACCACCGAGGAGACUCAUGAGCCUGAGGAGGACAUCCACCUGAACAUCUGCUGGCAGGGCCUGGUAGAUGAGCGUAUGUGUGCCCAGCCCCUCAUCGGCAGGAGGACCACCUACACAGAGUGCUGCUGUCUCUAUGGAGUGGCCUGGAGCGAACAGUGUGCCUUCUGCCCCAGGAGGGACUCUGAUGACUACGCAGCAGUGUGUAACCUGCCAAGGAGAGGGGGGUCUGACAGUCUACGAGAGAGGCCAGGCUAUGAGUAUGGUCCUGGGGUUGAUGGUCCUGAGGGGCCCUAUGUCCCCCCCUACUGGGACAACUAUGGAGGAGGGCCCAUCACUGGGCCUGGGGGUACCUACUACAACCCAGAGGACACCCAGGGCAUCUCCCUGUUCACAGACAACACCAACGACUAUGGCUCCCGAGAGGGAGACAUAGAGCCGCCACUACGUGUCCCUGUCCACCGGCCAAGAGAGUUCCAGCCUCACCCUGUAGACUCAUACAAUGACCGCUUUGAUGGCUUCGAGGGCCUGCGAGCAGAGGAGUGUGGCAUCCUGAACGGCUGUGAGAAUGGCCGGUGUGUGCGCGUGAGGGAAGGUUACACCUGUGACUGCUUUGAUGGAUACGAGCUUGACCUCACCAAAAUGGCCUGCAUCGACAUAAACGAGUGUGAGGAUAUCAGUGACAGCGUGGCGCUGUGUCAGAAUGGGGCCUGUACCAACACUGAGGGGUCGUACAAGUGCACCUGCCUGCCUGGCUUCCAGGCCUCUGCCAAGCCCCAUGAAUGCAUCCCAGAGGUCCCAGUGGCUGGCUUUAGAGAGAGAGUGGCAGGGAAAUGAGGGUGUGACUGUUGGAGCUUCUUCUCUCCUCCCUCCACCACCCCACGCCCUUACCCUCACCCCCCCGCCCUCUCACAGGGCCUGGCACUAUAAACCUCCAUCAAAAAACACUGAAACGUCCACGCUUGUCCCCUAAACACACACACACCAACACACAUACACACAUACUCUUAUUGACUCUUUCCUAAUUUCUCUCUCUCUACCACACACAUACUCAUUCACAUUUCCACAGGGGACCAGGAGCUAUCCAGUGAAUGUAUUCCAUGGGAUUAUCCUAUUUCUUAACAUUUAUAUUUUGCUUAAAGGGAUUUUCUGAGGAGUGACCUUGUAUUCAGUGAUCCCAGGCAGUUUGGUAUGCAUACAUACAUUUUUUCUGCAUUGUUUUUCUCCAUUUGUCUUUUUGGUUGAUUAUUUAUUUCAUGUACAUGACAAGGCUCUGUAAAGUAAGAGGGCAUAGGAUUUAUAUUGUCUUAUUUGUCAGACCAAUAUACUUUACUAACGAUGAGGGGAAACAGUGUGAAUAGUUGUUUAAGUUUGGUAACUAAGCCUGGAGGAAGCUGAUUGUCGUAAGCAUGCCACAUGUUAUAUUCAUAUUAUAACAUAAUAAUCACAUUGCUAUACAGGGAAAGUUACUUUCAAACCACUUUUUACUAGUAUUUGGGAUGCUUCUGUUGUCAGCAAGGCCUUUAAAAGGACCAACCACCCCUUCCACUGGUCUUCUGUGUUUCUUAUAACAGUGCAAUCCUACAGUCCUCAUCCUCGAGACAAACAGGCUCCUCUGUUGGCAAGGUUGUCUCAAGAGCAAUAACUACGAUCAAACAAGGUCCAGACCAGAUUCAUAUGCUAUCACAAUGUUGCUUUGACCUGCUGCCAGUACAAAUAGAGGGAGAGAGAGAGAAUUGAAUAUGGGCUUGGAGAGGCUAUAAAUGUACAGUACGAGUCAAAAGUUUGGACACCUACUCAUUCCAGGGUUUUUCUUUAUUUUUU